CCAGGCGGUGAGGAUGCUGGAGUGCAGAGAGAAGGCCACACCGGACAUGUUUGGAGAACUGCUCCGCAAUGCCAGCAACAUGGGAGACCUGCGCAAUUGCCCUAGUAACUGUGGGGAGGUACUGCGUAUCCGUCGGGUGCUGAUGAACUCACCAGAGAUUGUGUCCAUCGGGUUGGUGUGGGAUUCAGACCACUCUGACCUGGCAGAGGACGUCAUUCACAGCCUGGGGACUUGCCUCCGUUUGGGAGAU
This is a messenger RNA of Paralichthys olivaceus (Japanese flounder), 250 nucleotides long. Lineage: Eukaryota; Metazoa; Chordata; Actinopteri; Pleuronectiformes; Paralichthyidae. The record is from RefSeq and is a predicted model, not a curated record.